UGUGUUACGGUCUUCUUCCCUGAAUCGUGUUAGGUUUUGCAGUUUUGCUGCAAUUGAUAUACCAGCAUAAUACCGAAAUUCCCGUUUCGUUUCGGCAACUCGCGAAAUCAAAUCAAUAUCGACAGUUUCCUUAAAUUCGAUAUUUCACUGCAAGCAAUCACUAAAGCAACUGCAAUGGGUAUAAUCAGGAGUUGCUUCUCUUUCAUAACAGGGACAGUCUUUGGGGUUUACUUGGCUCAGAAUUAUAAAGUUCCUAACAUCAUGAAGCUAGCUGACACUGCCAUGGACCAGGCAAAGCAAGUUGAGGAAAAAUACCGCAAGAGUAAGAAGAAGGGUGGUCAUGAUGAUAACUAGGAUUAGAGCCUUUAUAACACUACAUUGGAAUCAGGUUCUUGUUUUGGGUUUUUUAUUUUAUAUUUUAAUUUUUUUUGGUUUGUCCUGCAAUGUAUAGGAUCACAUACCUUUAUUAACUUAGUACUUGGAAAACACAAAUUAUUGGAAGAUUUUACAGAA
This is a messenger RNA of Gastrolobium bilobum, 513 nucleotides long. RefSeq lists its product as uncharacterized. Bases 175 to 354 code for a protein of 59 amino acids. Lineage: Eukaryota; Viridiplantae; Streptophyta; Magnoliopsida; Fabales; Fabaceae. The transcript is spliced from 2 exons. The record is from RefSeq and is a predicted model, not a curated record.